AUGAGCCUCAAACAUCAAAUCUCCGUCCAGCCCCUCUCCCCAGGCCAUUUCCACUCGACCACCAACCCAACCCGCCCGGGCACCCUGACCCCGAACGCCUUCGGCGGCAACCUCCUCGCCGUCGCCGUGACCGCCGCCUACCACACCGUCACCCGGUCCUACCACCUGUACUCGCUGUGCGGGCACUUCCUCCGCUCCGCGACGACCGACCGCAAGCUCUUCUGCCGCGUGCGCCCCCUCCGCGACGGGAAGAGCUUCCGCACGCGACACAUCGAGCUAACGCAGCGCGGCGACGACGGCGCGCACCGGCUCGGUGUCGGCAGGACGAGCCGAUCGCCGAGCAUGUGGGCAUGUACCGGGAGAUCGAGGCGUUUAUCGAGAUCCAGCCGCUGGAUAUGGAGGGGUCAGCGGCUGAGAGAGGUGGCACACUUCGGGCUAGGGAUCGACAGCCUGCGGUGCCGGGGAAGAUCACCAAGGAGCGGUUCCGGGUGCGCGCGCCGCUGGACACGGAGGCCGAGCAGGUCGCUGCCGUGGCGUUCCAUUUAG
This is a messenger RNA of Aspergillus terreus NIH2624, 546 nucleotides long. RefSeq lists its product as uncharacterized. Gene Ontology annotation, biological process: acyl-CoA metabolic process; fatty acid catabolic process. Gene Ontology annotation, cellular component: peroxisomal matrix. The transcript has 2 exons. The record is from RefSeq and is a predicted model, not a curated record. Gene Ontology annotation, molecular function: fatty acyl-CoA hydrolase activity. Bases 1 to 546 code for a protein of 181 amino acids. Lineage: Eukaryota; Fungi; Ascomycota; Eurotiomycetes; Eurotiales; Aspergillaceae.